UCCAUUCCCCAGCCCCACCGGAAACCCCCCUUCCUAAAAAUAGAAUAAAGGUUUUCAACAGGGCGCCUCCAGCUUCCAAUUUCCAUAGCAGCCCAGCAGCUGGGCAGCUGCCGCGAGCACUUCAUUUCAGGAAACUCGACUCUCAUUCAGCUCCGCCUGUGCCACCAAAUUCCUUGCCCGGAGUUUUUCCGUUCCCAUUACUUCGCCCGCGUUCUUCAAUUUUCAUUCAUCGCGACACAUCACUCCUCAUUGCUGCUCUCAAUCGACUGGUUUUGCAGUUAUUCUAGACUUUUCAUCUCAGUCAGAGAAUGGCCAAUAAUCCUCAAUAUUCAGGUUUACAGCCCCUUCGGCCUCCUGUUGUUGGUCCUAUGGAUCAAGCUAGAGCCUUUGUUCCCCAAAUGACUAAUCAGCAGUUUCGACCAGCAGUCCCAGCACCUCACUCGCAGCAGUUUGUUCCCUUGCCCUCUUCCCAUUUUCAGCCCCUUGGCCAAGGUGUUCCCAUGAUGAAUGUUGGAAUGCCCCCUCCUCCUCUAGCCCAACAACCCCAAUUUUCUCAGCCAGUGGCUCACCUACCACCAAGACCCUGCGAGCCAGUUCAUGGGUCAUUACCACCACAAACAAUUCCACUGCCAAUUGCUCAGCCAAAUAGGAAUUUUACCCCUGAAUUGCAACAAGCACAGCCUCUCACUCAACCUGCUGCUAUUGGCGUGCCUGGUCCAGGUGGCUCUGGAACAUCUUUAUCAGCACCAUACAAUUAUGGACCACCUCAAAAUUACAAUACCCCUACCAUUCAUCCUCCACCCCAUUCACAAGCACCAAUUGUAUCUUCUGGAGCUCAGCUGGGCAGUUCGGUUUCAGUCACACCUCUGAAUCGCGCAAGAGAACAGCCUUAUGCUACCUCCUCUAUAGCUUCAGCAGCCAAUGUUCAAACGAUGCCCUCUGGUGCAGCCUCAUCAGAAUGGAGAGAGCAUACAUCUGCUGACGGUAGAAGAUAUUAUUACAACAAGAAGACCAAAAUAUCUAGUUGGGAAAAGCCUUUUGAAUUGAUGACUCCAGUAGAGAGGGCAGACGCAUCAACCAACUGGAAGGAGUUCACAAGUCCUGAAGGAAGGAAAUAUUAUUAUAACAAGGUCACCAAGGAAUCUAAGUGGGUGAUUCCCGAGGAACUGAAGUUGGCUCGAGAGAGAGCAGAGAAGGCAUCUACUCUAGGAACAGAGAAGGAACCUGUUCCUCUCGAACUCCCUUCUGUUUCUUCCCUGGAAGCACCAUCUACUACUGCUGAUACAAUGUCAACUGCCAAAGGACUAGCAUCUAGCACUUCGUCAGUAGCAGCUAUCGAUUUACAAAAUGACAAGGACACCUCUCCUGCUGCUGUUUCAAGUGUAGAAACAAAUGGAGUUCAGUCACCCGUCAAUAUCAUUCCUUCUAGUUGCGCUAUCUCAGAGAAUGACAGUGCUGCUGGUGCUGUGGAGGAUACUACUGUAGAACCCAGGAAUGAUUUGAACCAGUCUUCUGCUCAGGAUACUGAUAGUUUGAUAGAUGGCGUUUCUGCCCAAGAUCUUGAGGAAACGAAGAAAGAUAUAUCGGAGGAGAAAGUUGAAUUUACAAUGGAAGAGAGGGCUAUUGAUCAGGACACCUCUGCGUAUCCAAAUAAGCAGGAAGCAAAAAAUGCAUUUAAAGCUCUCCUGGAGUCUGCCAAUGUUGGCUCUGACUGGACGUGGGAUCGGGCCAUGAGAAUUAUAAUUAAUGACAAACGAUAUGGUGCUCUGAAAACACUUGGAGAACGGAAGCACGCUUUCAAUGAGUUCCUUGGUCAAAGAAAAAAACAGGAAGUAGAGGAAAGACGAAUUAAACAGAAAAAAGCGCGGGAAGAAUUCAGAAAGAUGCUGGAAGAGUCAACUGAGGUGACUUCAUCUAUGAGAUGGAGCAAAGCCGAAUCAAUAUUUGAAAAUGAUGAACGCUUCCUAGCAAUUGAAAGAGAUAGGGACCGACGUGAUCUCUUUGACGGCUACUUGGAGGAACUCAAGAAUAAGGAGCGUGCAAAAGCACAGGAGGAGCGUAGUCGGAACAUUCUGGAAUAUAGAACAUUUUUGGAAUCUUGUGACUUCAUUAAGGCUAGUAGCCAGUGGCGUAAAGUACAAGACCGCUUAGUGGUUGAUGAAAGAUGUGCACGCCUUGAAAAAAUUGAUCGCUUGGAAAUUUUUCAGGAAUACCUACGUGAUUUAGAGAAGGAAGAGGAGGAGCAGAGAAAAAUACAGAAGGAAGAACUGAGAAAAGCAGAACGUAAAAACCGUGAUGAGUUCCGCAAGAUGAUGGAAGAACACAUUGCUGCGGGGAUUCUUACACCUAAAAUUCAUUGGCGUGACUACUGCAUGAAGGUUAAAGAGUUGCCUGCAUAUUUGGCAGUUGCUGCAAAUACAUCUGGUUCAACUCCAAAGAAUUUGUUUGAAGAUGUUGCAGACGAGAUCCAAAAACAAUAUCGUGAUGAUAAAACGAGAAUAAAAGAUGCUUUGAAGCUGAGAAAGAUUGUAAUGUCAUUGUCAUGGACACUUGACGACUUUAAAGCUGCCAUUUCAAAAGAUAUCAGCAAUCCUCCAAUAUCAGACAGCAACUUAAAGCUAAUUUUUGAUGAAUUGCUCGAACGGGCCAGGGAGAAGGAGGAGAAAGAAGCUAAGAAGCGUAAACGUCUUGGAGAUGAUUUUUUUAGUCUUUUAUGUUCGUUUAAGGAAAUAUCUGUAUAUUCAAAUUGGGAAGACAGCAAACUCCUUUUUGAAGGAAGCCAAGAGUACAGUUCGAUCGAGGACGAGAGCUUCUGUAAGGAAAUAUUUGAGGAGUACAUUGCACAACUGAAAGAACAUGCAAAAGAAAACGACACUAAGCGAAAGGAGGAAAAGGCAAGAAAGGAAAAAGACAAGGAGGAAAGAGAUAGAAGGAAGGAGAAACACAGAAAAAGCGAAAGAGAAAAGGAAAGGGAAAAGGAGGAGAACUCGAAGAAAGAUGGAGUAGACAAUGAAAAUGCUGAUGGUUCGGAUACCCUUGAAUCGAAAGAGAACAGGAGACUGGGGAAAGAACGUAGUAAGAAACAAAGAAAGAGACGGUAUAGCGAUGAGGAAUAUUCAGACGAAGAUGAAGCAGGUCAUGAUCGAUCGAAGAAAUCCCAAUCGCAUAAAGACCGGAAGAAAUCUAGGCGGCAUGCAUCUGCUCAUGACUCGGAUGGUGAAAGCAGACAUAGAAGGCACAAGAGAGAACAUCGAAAUGGUUCGUCUAAGAAUUUUGACCACGAGGAGCUUGAAGACGGGGAAUGUGGUGACGACGGGGCAAGUAGGUAGUUUUUUUACUCCUAUAUUAACUAUUAGUGGGAUUUUUAUUAACCUAAAAUAUUUGAUGAUGUUUAAAUCCUUUUUUGGCUUUGUGUAUACACUAAUUUAUUGUCAAUAAGCUGUCUCUGUUGGUCACAAACGUAUUUUAUGCCUGGAUUUUCAUUUUAAGAUAGUAGACCCUUUGUAUUGAA
Messenger RNA from Cucurbita maxima (winter squash), 3511 nucleotides. RefSeq names its product pre-mRNA-processing protein 40A-like. Lineage: Eukaryota; Viridiplantae; Streptophyta; Magnoliopsida; Cucurbitales; Cucurbitaceae. The coding region runs from base 309 to 3329 and encodes 1006 amino acids. Gene Ontology annotation, cellular component: U2-type prespliceosome; U1 snRNP. Gene Ontology annotation, biological process: mRNA cis splicing, via spliceosome. The record is from RefSeq and is a predicted model, not a curated record. The transcript is spliced from 29 exons. Gene Ontology annotation, molecular function: protein binding; RNA binding.